GCUAGCGCUCUCCAGGCCAGCGCUGGUGGCCCCUCGCCGACACCCUGCGGACCCUUGGAAGACCCUGGCGGCGGCGGCGGCCUGCCUCGCUCUCCCUGGAACCAUGAGUGAGGCUCGCAGAGACAGCACGAGCAGUCUGCAGCGCAAGAAGCCCCCCUGGCUGAAGCUAGACAUCCCGGCUGCAGCACCCCCAGCAGCAGAGGAGCCCGGCUUCCUGCAGGUAGGCCCUGACCAGCAGGAGCUGUGGGUGCACACUCUCAUCCAUUGCCCUUACCAUGACCCUAUUGCCCAGCCCCUGAGGCGCCAGGCUUUCCUGCGGAGUGUGAGCAUGCCAGCUGAGACAGUCCAUGUCCCUUCACCCCACCCUGAGCCCCGGAGGCCCGUGCUGCAGCGCCAGACAUCCAUCACACAGACCAUUCGCAGGGGGACAGCUGACUGGUUUGGAGUGAGCAAGGACAGCGACAGCACCCAGAAAUGGCAACGCAAGAGCAUCCGUCACUGCAGCCAGCGCUAUGGGAAACUGAAGCCCCAAGUCAUCCGGGAAUUGGACCUGCCUAGCCAGGACAAUGUGUCGCUGACCAGCACUGAGACACCACCCCCACUAUAUGUGGGGCCAUGCCAGCUGGGCAUGCAGAAGAUCAUAGACCCCCUAGCCCGUGGUCGGGCCUUCCGGGUGGCAGAUGAUGCUGUGGAUGGCCUGAGUGCCCCGCACACGCCCAUCACGCCAGGUGCUGCCUCCCUCUGCUCCUUCUCCAGCUCCCGUUCAGGUUUCAACCGGCUCCCGCGGCGGCGCAAGCGUGAGUCGGUGGCCAAGAUGAGCUUCCGGGCAGCAGCAGCACUGGUGAAGGGCCGCUCGAUUAGGGAUGGCACCUUGCGCCGGGCUCAGCGCCGAAGCUUUACUCCGGCCAGCUUUCUGGAGGAGGACACAGCUGAUUUCCCAGAUGAGUUGGAUACAUCCUUCUUUGCCCGGGAAGGUAUCCUCCACGAGGAGCUGUCCACGUACCCAGAUGAAGUGUUUGAGUCCCCCUCAGAAGCAGCGCUCAAGGACUGGGAGAAAGCCCCAGAGCAGGCAGACCUCACCGGUGGGGCCCUAGACCGCAGUGAGCUUGAGCGCAGCCACCUGAUGCUGCCCCUGGAGCGUGGCUGGCGGAAGCAGAAGGAAGGCAGUGCAGCAGCCUCACAGCCCAAGGUGCGGCUUCGGCAGGAGGUAGUGAGCACCGCGGGGCCCCGCCGGGGCCAGCGCAUCGCGGUGCCUGUGCGCAAACUUUUCGCCAGAGAGAAGCGGCCGUAUGGGCUGGGCAUGGUGGGACGGCUCACUAACCGCACCUACCGCAAGCGCAUAGACAGCUAUGUCAAGCGCCAGAUAGAGGACAUGGAUGACCACAGGCCCUUCUUCACCUACUGGCUCACCUUCGUGCACUCACUGGUCACCAUUCUAGCCGUGUGCAUCUAUGGCAUCGCGCCCGUGGGCUUCUCACAGCAUGAGACGGUGGAUUCGGUGCUGCGGAACCGCGGGGUCUAUGAGAACGUAAAGUAUGUGCAGCAGGAGAACUUCUGGAUCGGGCCCAGCUCGGAGGCCCUCAUUCAUCUGGGCGCCAAGUUUUCACCUUGCAUGCGCCAGGACCCGCAGGUGCACAGCUUCAUCCAUGCGGCCCGUGAGCGGGAAAAGCACUCGGCCUGCUGCGUGCGGAAUGACAGGUCGGGCUGCGUUCAGACCUCGGAGGAGGAGUGCUCGUCCACCCUGGCAGUGUGGGUGAAGUGGCCCAUCCAUCCUAGCGCCCCAGACUUUGCAGGCCAAAAGAGACAGUUUGGCUCUGUCUGCCACCAGGAUCCCAGGGUGUGUGAUGAACCCUCCUCUGAAGAUCCCCAUGAGUGGCCAGAAGACAUCACCAAGUGGCCAAUCUGCACCAAAAACAGUGCUGGAAACCACACCAACCAUCCCCACAUGGAUUGUGUCAUAACAGGCCGGCCCUGCUGCAUUGGCACCAAGGGCAGGUGUGAGAUCACCUCCCGGGAAUACUGUGACUUCAUGAGGGGCUACUUCCAUGAGGAGGCCACACUCUGCUCUCAGGUAGACCUCCAGGGUGAGGGUGUACUCCUCUUCCCAGCCAUUGUGGGUGCUGAUGGGCUGCUCCCACAGGUGCACUGCAUGGAUGAUGUGUGUGGGCUCCUGCCUUUCCUCAACCCGGAGGUGCCUGACCAGUUCUACCGCCUGUGGCUGUCCCUUUUCCUGCACGCUGGGAUCCUGCACUGCCUGGUGUCCGUUUGCUUCCAGAUGACCGUCCUGCGGGACCUGGAAAAGCUGGCAGGCUGGCACCGAAUAGCCAUCAUCUACCUGUUGAGUGGUGUCACUGGCAACUUGGCCAGUGCCAUUUUCUUGCCAUACCGGGCAGAGGUGGGCCCAGCGGGCUCGCAGUUUGGCAUCCUGGCCUGCCUCUUUGUGGAGCUCUUUCAGAGCUGGCAGAUUCUGGUGCGGCCCUGGCGUGCCUUCUUCAAGCUUCUCGCCGUGGUGCUCUUCCUCUUCACCUUUGGGCUGCUGCCCUGGAUCGACAACUUUGCCCACAUCUCAGGCUUCAUCAGUGGCCUCUUCCUCUCCUUUGCCUUCCUGCCCUACAUUAGCUUUGGCAAGUUUGACCUGUACCGUAAGCGCUGCCAGAUCAUCAUCUUUCAGGUGGUCUUCCUGGGACUCCUAGCUGGACUGGUGGUCCUCUUCUACUUCUAUCCUGUCCGCUGUGAGUGGUGUGAGUUCCUCACCUGCAUCCCCUUCACUGACAAGUUCUGUGAGAAGUAUGAACUGGACGCUCAGCUCCAUUGAGCUGGCUGCCAGCAUGGGCAGCCAUGCACUCCAGCAGGCCAGAGCCAGAUGGGCACGAUCACCCUUAGCCUCACAGGCAUGUGGGACUUGCCAGUUUCCUGAACACAGAUCCUUUGUGCCUUGUUCAUGUCCGUUGAACCUUUCAUACUGCUGGGCAUUUUUUAUGCUAUUUCCUGUGAUAACCUUCUAAUAACUAGUCUCUUGACGACCACCUCAAGUGGCCAAUAAAUGGACUGGGAGCGUUUUAGCUGCCACUAACUUGA
Messenger RNA from Otolemur garnettii (small-eared galago), 3078 nucleotides. RefSeq names its product rhomboid 5 homolog 1 (gene RHBDF1). Bases 104 to 2815 code for a protein of 903 amino acids. Gene Ontology annotation, biological process: regulation of protein secretion; regulation of epidermal growth factor receptor signaling pathway. The transcript is spliced from 16 exons. Gene Ontology annotation, cellular component: endoplasmic reticulum membrane. The record is from RefSeq and is a predicted model, not a curated record. Gene Ontology annotation, molecular function: serine-type endopeptidase activity. NCBI's taxonomy places the organism in Eukaryota, Metazoa, Chordata, Mammalia, Primates, Galagidae.